This is a messenger RNA of Medicago truncatula (barrel medic), 1900 nucleotides long. RefSeq names its product beta-amylase 3, chloroplastic. The record is from RefSeq and is a predicted model, not a curated record. Lineage: Eukaryota; Viridiplantae; Streptophyta; Magnoliopsida; Fabales; Fabaceae. Gene Ontology annotation, biological process: polysaccharide catabolic process. Gene Ontology annotation, molecular function: beta-amylase activity. The coding region runs from base 68 to 1699 and encodes 543 amino acids. The transcript has 4 exons.
AUCUUUAAUUGCAAACAGAAAUAACACACUAGUAGUAAAAAAAACAUAAUCAGAGAUAGCACUAAAAAUGGCUCAAACACUUCGUUUUUCAAUUUCCUUGAUUAAUCAGAAAGAAACAAGAGUCUUAAAAUCUCUUGAUGAUUUUUUUUCCAACAAAGUUUCUUGUCCAAAAAUGAAACCAUCUAUUGGUCACAAACUCAAAGCAAAGAGUUCAAUACAAGAAACUCAUUUCACAACAGACAACAACAAUUCUGCUGUAAAGAAAGACAAGAAAUGGGAGAAGAUUCACACGUCAUCGGUCACUCAUAACCACGAUGGUGAUUCGAAUAGAGUACCGGUGUUUGUGAUGUUGCCAUUAGACACGGUAACAAUGGGAGGAAAAUUGAAUAAAGCAAGAGCAAUGAAUGCUAGUUUGAUGGCUUUGAAGAGUGCUGGUGUUGAAGGAGUAAUGGUUGAUGCUUGGUGGGGUUUGGUCGAAAAAGAUGGUCCAAUGAAGUAUAAUUGGGAAGCUUAUGCUGAACUUGUUCAGAUGGUACAAAAACAUGGUUUGAAGCUUCAAAUUGUUAUGUCUUUUCAUCAAUGUGGUGGAAAUGUUGGUGACUCUUGCAGCAUUCCUCUACCACCAUGGGUGCUAGAAGAAAUCAGGAAGAACCCUGAGUUGGUUUACACAGACAAAUUAGGAAGAAGAAAUCCAGAAUACAUCUCAUUGGGAUGUGAUUCAGUGCCUGUUCUAGCAGGAAGAACUCCACUUCAAGUCUACUCCGAUUAUAUGAGAAGCUUCCGUGAUAGGUUCACAGAUUAUUUGGGCAAUGUUAUCAUAGAAAUUCAAGUGGGGCUAGGUCCAUGUGGGGAGUUGAGAUAUCCAUCAUACCCUGAAACUGAUGGAACUUGGAAGUUUCCAGGAAUUGGAGAAUUCCAGUGCUAUGACAAGUAUAUGAGAUCAUCCUUGGAAGCAACAGCAGGAGCAAUUGGGAAGAAAGAGUGGGGAACAAGUGGACCCCAUGACUCAGGACAAUACAAUCAAUUUCCUGAGGAUACUGGAUUUUUCAAAAGAGAAGGAACAUGGAACACAGAAUAUGGAGAUUUCUUCCUUGAUUGGUACUCAAGCAAGCUUGUUGAACAUGGUGAGAAAAUUCUUGUAUCAGCUAAAAGCAUAUUCCAAACAAGUGGAGUGAAACUAUCUGCCAAAAUAGCUGGAAUUCAUUGGCAUUACAAUGCAAGAUCACAUGCAACUGAAUUAACUGCAGGUUACUAUAACACAAAGUUUCAUGAUGGUUAUAUACCAAUAGCACAAAUGCUAGCAAAACAUGGAGUUAUAUUGAAUUUCACAUGCAUGGAAAUGAAGGAUAAUGAACAACCUUGUGAUGCAAAUUGUUCACCAGAAGGAUUGGUAAAUCAAGUGAGAAUGGCAACAAAGAUUGCAGGUGGUGAACUUGCUGGUGAGAAUGCUUUGGAGAGAUAUGAUUCAAGUGCUUAUGGUCAAGUUUUGUCAACAAGUGGAUUAAGUGCUUUUACAUAUCUAAGAAUAAAUAAGAGGUUGCUUGAGGGUGAUAAUUGGAGGAAAUUUGUGGAUUUUGUUGUGAGUAUGUCUGAUGGUGGUAAACUAAGGCUUGCUGAAUCUGAUUCAUAUGGGACUGAUCUUUAUGUUGGACACAUAAUUAAGGAAAAUGAUGUUAUAAUAGAGGUUGCUCUUGUGUGAACAUUGAACACAUAUAUCAUGUUAUGUUGAUGGGUCAUGUAUAUAGUUAUUAAAAGCAUGUUGAAUUAUUAGGUUUUAUUUUUAUAUUUGUUUUGUUUUUCAAUGCACCCCUGGAUAAUUUGGUGGUGUUCCGAAUGUAUUGACUUUUAUAUUGUAUUGACCUGAAUGAUGAAAUUUUAUAUAAACUUUUCUUAGAUAUUA